CAAAGCUCACAUAAUCCCCUUUUUCUACUUUCUAAUUGGCUUUUGUGGAUCUAUUUCUUAAGAAACAUGGGAGCCGGCCGUUCAAAUCCUAGCGAUCUAGAUGGUAAGAAAUCCGAAACGGUAAGUAUCAAACGAGCCCCAACCUCAAAACCUCCCUUUACAUUAGCAGAUAUUAAGAAAACCAUACCUCCUCACUGUUUUGAAAGAUCCUUGAUUCGAUCCUUUUCAUAUCUUGUCUAUGACCUCACCUUAGUCUGGAUCUUGUACUACCUCGCCACAACUUAUAUUCCACAGCUCCCUCACCCUCUUCCUUACCUUGCAUGGCCUGUUUACUGGUUCGUUCAAGGUUGUGUGUUUAUCGGAAUUUGGGUUAUUGGUCAUGAAUGUGGUCACCAUGCCUUCAGUGAUCAUGUAUGGGUAGACGAUUGUAUAGGGUUUGUUAUACACUCAUGCCUUCUAACCCCUUACUUUUCUUGGAAAAUAAGCCACCGCCGGCACCAUUCUAACACUGGUUCUCUUGACCGUGACGAAGUAUAUGUCCCGAAGACAAAAUCAAAACUCAGUUCUUCGGCGUUUUAUCUCGACAAUCCAAUAGGUCGAACGUUUACCCUUGCUGUCAAACUCAGUCUCGGAUGGUAUAUCUACUUGUCCAUCAAUGCUGCCGGAAGACCUUAUGAUAAAUUCGCAAGCCACUAUGAUCCAAGAAGCCCUAUUUUCUCUGAUAACGAGCGAGUCCUGAUCCUCAUCACUGACAUCGGACUUGUCAGCUUUUCUUUCUUGCUGUAUAAAGUGGCGACAUUUGCAGGGUUCGCUAACGUUUUUUGUGUCUACGGAGGUGCGUUGAUGGUCAUGAACGCGUUUCUUGUUACCAUCACAUACCUUCAACACACUCACCCUUCUUUGCCCCGCUACGACGACUCUGAAUGGAACUGGAUGAAUGGUGCUCUCUCAACAAUGGAUAGGGAUUACGGGGUUCUGAACAAGGUGUUCCAUAACGUUACAGACACACAUGUCGUACACCAUUUGUUUUCUUACAUUCCUCAUUAUCAUGCCAUGGAAGCCACCAAAGCGAUUAGACCAAUUGUGGGAGAGUUUUAUCAAAAAGAUAGCACUCCAUUUUUCUUGGCGUUAUGGAGAGAAUCCAAGAACUGUCUGUUUAUUGAGCCGGAUGAGGGUGAUGAGAAGAACAAAGGUAUCUACUGGUUCAGAAGUCAGUACUGAUCAAGAAAGCAUGCAAACAAGUGAAAAGGGAAUAAAUUGUUGCUAUCCUAUAUUCCUAUAUAUAUGUAAUUUGAAUGAUCUACUAUGUAUUUGUAUCUUUUGUUUGUCCCACUUUUAAGUAAUGGUGUAAUUCCUACAAACAUUACUAUAAUAAAGAAAAGCACGGGCAUGUUUAGCGAUGGACUAAACAAUAUAAUAUACCACCCCCGAAAUAUAUUUUUGGUUAA
Lactuca sativa (garden lettuce) is the source of this 1448-nucleotide messenger RNA. Its product is annotated as delta(12)-acyl-lipid-desaturase. Lineage: Eukaryota; Viridiplantae; Streptophyta; Magnoliopsida; Asterales; Asteraceae. The record is from RefSeq and is a predicted model, not a curated record. Gene Ontology annotation, molecular function: oxidoreductase activity, acting on paired donors, with oxidation of a pair of donors resulting in the reduction of molecular oxygen to two molecules of water. Gene Ontology annotation, biological process: lipid metabolic process.